ACUAAUUGUGUGUUUUCUUUCUGAUUCUUGAAUACUUUGGAUGAUCACACUGUGUGGAUCAUGGCUGGGUUUUUUUCCUCUGGGCUGUGGAGGUAUAGGAAUUACAUCGUAAUAGUCCUGACACCUCUUUUACUUCUGCCUCUGCCCCUGAUCGUCCCGACCCCGGAGGCAAAAUGUGGCUUUAUAAUAAUCCUCAUGGCGCUGUACUGGUGCACAGAGUGUAUCCCUCUGGCUGUGACCGCCCUGCUGCCUGUCAUUCUCUUCCCCAUGAUGGGCAUCAUGGAAUCAGGCGAGGUUUGUAUCCAGUACCUCAAAGACUCCAACAUGCUCUUUAUUGGUGGGCUGCUGGUGGCCAUCGCUGUCGAGCACUGGAACCUGCACAGGAGGAUCGCCCUUCAAGUGCUGCUUAUUGUGGGCGUGAAACCAUCUCUCCUGAUGAUCGGUUUCAUGAGCACCACAGCCUUCCUGUCCAUGUGGAUCAGCAACACAGCCUCCACAGCCAUGAUGCUGCCCAUCGCCAACGCUGUGCUGCAGCAGCUGUGUGACACAGAGGCCAACGCUGAGGAGAGGGAUUACAACCAGGGCAGUCAGGAUAACGAGUCAUUCGAGAUGGACGACACCAAAGAGAGCAAAGAGGUCAAACCAAAGGACAGCAGCAUCAACGUCUAUGCAGUUAAAGAUGGUGACAGUAAAGACAUGAAGGAAAUCAAGGAAAAAGACAUUGAAUCAAAAAUCUGUGACAGGAGUCCAGAGGCCGAGCAGCGCAGACUGACGAGGGAGCAGAAGUAUCUGAAGCUGACAAAGGGCAUGAGCCUGAGUGUUUGCUACGCUGCCAGCAUAGGUGGGACGGCCACCCUCACUGGAACCACACCCAAUGUCAUCAUGAAAGGCCAGAUUGAUGAACUUUUCCCAGGAAAUGGAGGCAUUAUCAACUUUGCUAGCUGGUUUGGCUUCUCAUUCCCCAACAUGAUACUGAUGCUUGCCCUGUCUUGGUUGUGGCUGCAGUUUAUGUUUUUGGGUUUUGACUUGAAAAAAUCUUUUGGAUGUGGCUCACAGAAAGAUGGCGACAGGGAGGCGUACCAGGUAAUCAAAGACGAGUACAAGAAGCUGGGCAGGAUGAACUUCGCUGAGAGCUGUGUGUUGGUCAUCUUCACGUUGCUGGUUCUUCUGUGGUUCACCAGGGAGCCUGGGUUCAUCCCCGGCUGGGCCACUGUGCUCUUCAACAAAGACAAACCGUAUGUCACAGACGGCACCGUGGCCAUAUUGAUGUCUGCACUCUUCUUCUGCAUCCCGUCCAAUUUGCCCAGAUGCUGGGGGAAUUCUGAAGAUGGGGCCCCUGCUGAAGCCCCUUCACCUCUGCUUAACUGGGACAUUGUCCAUGAAAAGAUGCCUUGGAACAUCCUUUUGCUUCUGGGAGGAGGUUUUGCGUUGGCACAUGGAAGUGAAAAAUCUGGACUGUCAGUAUGGCUCGGUGAAAGUCUCAUACCACUGCAGAGCAUCCCUCCUUUUGCCAUCUCCAUCCUGCUGUGUCUGCUGGUGGCCAUGUUCACUGAAUGUUCCAGCAACACUGCCACCACCACGCUCUUUCUGCCAAUACUGGCCUCCAUGGCAACCGCCAUCAAGAUACACCCACUGUACGUCAUGUUUCCCUGCACCAUCGCUGCCUCGCUGGCUUUCAUGCUGCCCGUGGCCACUCCACCCAACGCCAUCGCCUUCUCCUACGGCAACCUUAAAGUCAUAGACAUGGCCAGAGCUGGAUUUAUUCUGAACUUUGUCGGAGUCAUAACCAUCAACAUUGCCAUUAACACAUGGGGUGUGGCCAUGUUCCAGCUGAACACCUUUCCCAGUUGGGCUAAUGUCACCAAAACUCCUUGAAUGUGAACUCAGGAGAUGAACAAUAUCUGCUGACUGAUCAGAUUCGACCACUGGAGGACUGGGCCGGCACCUGACUUAGUAUUUAUAUUCAAAGCUCUGCUCCAGUCAGUACAACCUGAUGUCCAUCGAGGCCUGUCCUCUCUGCAGCCUUCAAUCUCAUAUCCUCCCUCACAUUGUGAUACUCUUCAGAAAUAAGAUGGACAUGCUGACUGGAGACACUGGAGCGCCUCUCACUGAUGUUUGACUGAACUGAGUUCUUUUCGUUUAGACAGAUUUCUUUUGGACUGUCACCUGAGCAGGUUUAAUUCACCUACAAGACAUGACAUUUAAAAACAAGUGUUU
This is a messenger RNA of Epinephelus lanceolatus (giant grouper), 2217 nucleotides long. Its product is annotated as solute carrier family 13 member 2-like. The record is from RefSeq and is a predicted model, not a curated record. Gene Ontology annotation, cellular component: plasma membrane. NCBI's taxonomy places the organism in Eukaryota, Metazoa, Chordata, Actinopteri, Perciformes, Serranidae. Gene Ontology annotation, biological process: cellular response to lithium ion; alpha-ketoglutarate transport; fumarate transport. Gene Ontology annotation, molecular function: succinate transmembrane transporter activity; alpha-ketoglutarate transmembrane transporter activity; sodium:dicarboxylate symporter activity.